ACAAAGAUGGCACCACGGUUUCCGGUUCCGGUCUCUUGCUGUUGUGGGCGGGCGAUGGCUGCCGCAGGCAGCCCGCCGGGAGACAGCUUGGACCUGCCCUCAGCCAGCGCAGUCGGAGACUACGUGCUGCUGCUGCGGAGGCCUGGCGAGGGCGCGGGCGGAGAGAGCCUAAGCUCUGCAGAGUCCCAUUCCGUCCCCUGCUCUUCUGACAUAGAGCCAGACAGCGGCAACCUAAAUGCUGAACAAAAAGACUCUUGGAUCUGUGAGAACCUCUGGCCUGACUCUUCUGCCAAAAGCCAGUUGGAGGCCAAGAAAGAGGACAAUGGGCUUCGAGAAUCCCUGGAUAGAUUCUAUGAAGUGUUCAGCCAUCCCCAGCCAGCCUCUGGGGACCCGCUCUUGGCAUCUGUCUGCCAGUGCCUGUCUCAGAAAAUUGCUGAACUGAGGGGCCAAGGGAGCCAGAAGUACACCCUCCGCAGCUUCCAGAUGGCCCGGGUCAUCUUCAACCGGGAUGGCUGCUCAGUCUUGCGGAAGCACUGCAGGGACACCCGCUUCUACCCACUGCGUGAAGGAAGCACGGCUCUGGAUGAGGAAAAGCAGACCCCAGGACUUUCAAAAGCUAUCAUCCGCUUCCUCUUGCAGCAGAAUGUGAUGAAAGACCCCUAACUAGGGCUGGUGAUGGAAGCAGGCGGCAUUGGAGCAGAAGAAUGCCUCCUCUCAGAUCAAAGUCAGCCAAAUCUCUCAAAAUCAGAGGCAGAAACAACUUAUAUCCUGUGACUCCUGAGGAUGAGUGCAGCGAGAACGGAGGGAAUUCAGCAGGCAGAGGAGGAGAGGGAGACCUCAAACACUUGGCGCAAGAUUCUUCUGGAAUCUAAACUGUCAAUCUUGUUGAGUGCAGGAAAUGCCACAUAUUUAAAUACCUAUACUGGAAUGAGACCAAACUUCAAAAAUCCCUAGGAAGAGCACCAUAUAGUGAAAGCUUUAUGCGAUGGUGAAGAGAAAAGCUGUGGAUUAUCAAGACAUCAGAGAUGGAGGGAAAAUGCCACCACGGGGUAAAAAACCCCACCAGAACGGGAUGAAGGUCUGACUUCUCAGCUACCCUCUGCUUAGCACAAGCAGUAGAGGCAGAAGGGGCACACACUUGCACUUCCACCAGGAACCCCACUCAGACUUCUCAGCAGUUGGCCACCCCGGGCUACUUCUGCUCCUGGGAACCCCAAAGCUGCCCUGAUCUUUUGCAUUAGUCCUAUCCAAGAGAUUGAUUUUUCUCUUUGAUCUGAACCCAUCUUCUUUUAUCUUUGGGGGAGUUCGUCCUGAAUUCAGGGCCAGUCAGAGCAUUUCUUCUCCCAUUGACACACCAAUAUGUAUAAACAAUAUGCAUACAUUUUUCAAUCCUAUAUCCUGCACAUGCAGAACUUGGAAGGCAGAUUCAGGAAACAGGUUCAGUUCUCCUCUCCCAGUUGACUUUUAAGCACAUGCUAUCAAACCUUCCCCCCGACCCUGGAACAGUGUCUUAGGCUCUUCAUUGACUCUGGGCCAGUCCAGUGACUUAUCUGAACCCAGCCUUCCAGGUAGAGGAAUGGCAUCUCUCACAAGUCUUUGGUUCCUGACGUCAAAGAAGACCUUCGCAUCUUUGGCCAUGUUGAUCGAGCCUUUCUGCUGUCCAUUCCAGAAACAAACAUUAAAGUAGAGAAGUGUUGGGGAAGAAGCAAAAUGAAUGAUUGGCUUCCCAGUGGGUUCCAGUACUCUGUCUCUCCGUGUUGCCUCUGUGCAGUACCACUGAGAAAGCAAGGAUAACUUUUGUCUCUAGGACAAAGCCCUGUGCAGAUGUGUGCAGUAAAUAAAAUGUGCCUCAGUCUCCUUCUACCCAAGGCAUCCUGGAAUUAAGAUGCACCCCUCACAUGAACCCAUGAGGAUUGUACUGGGGAGUAUUACAUCACAGAAGAGCAUCACAUGACAACCCACAACCAGAUUUAAAUCCCAGCCCUGUCUCAACCCUUUCAGAAAACUACUAGCAUCUACUAAUGUCAAUGUGAAUGCAUAUACAUUAAAACAACCACGUGUAUAUGUAAGUGUUCUUAAUGUGCUUAUUCAUAUUUCCAAACCAGGAGCAAUCCAAAUAUAAACCAAAGACACAAUAUAUAAAUAUAUUGUUCCACAUUCAUAUUAUGGAAUAUUGUACAGCAAUUAUAGAGAAUGAAUUGUUUAUUGCUAUACCUAGCAACAUAGAGGAAUUCCACAGCUUUAAUAUCAGGUGAAAGUUGUCAGACACAAAGGAACACAUACUGUAUAAUGCCAUUUAGACAAAACUUUAAGACAGACCAAAAUAAUCCAUGGUGGUAGCCAUCAGAAGUUAUGUUUGGUGGGAGUAUUUCCGGGAAGGUGAGGGAACUUUCUGGGGUUCUGGGAAUGUUCUGGAUGUGAUGGUGACUACACCGCUGUAUAUGUGUAUAAAACUCUAGUGAUCUAUACACUUAAGGUUUGUGCAGUUCACCAUGUGGCUGUAGGCUAACAUGCUCAAUUUUUUGGUGUUAUUUUGUUUUUCUUUUGAGACAGAGUCAUACUCUGUAAUUCAGGCUGGCCUUGAUCACACUAUGUAGCCCAGACUGGCCUGGAACUCAUGGCGAUCUUUCUGCCUCAGCCUUACAAGUGCUGGGAUUAUAGGUAUGCACUACCGUGCUGGCUUAAUAUGCUGAAUUUUUAGAAAAAAAUCUUAAAACUUAAUUUUAAGAAAUGAACCCAAAGGAAAGCUCAGCCCUACUUCUUACUACUAUGAUUAUGGAAAGGAUAUUUUUGUGGUUUUCAUUUUAACUAAUCUAAUCUAUAAAGUGAGCAUUAGAGAUCUAAGCAAACUAUCUCAUAAUUUUUUAAAAAACCCAACCCACAGCAUUUAUGAAAUUACUUUGGAAACUAAGUUACUCCACCAGGUAGGUGUAUGUUACGAUGGGAGGCACAGCCAAGAGAACAGAAAGCACCCUCCUCUCUGGAUCCUCACUCGGUGAUAUGUUGCCAACCAAAAGGACUUUGUCAACAGCCCGGUGCUCUUGGUGAUUCUUCAGACCCAAAGCAUAGUUAGCCCACCUCCUUCUCAAUGUGAGCAGUUUGCUUCCUCUGAAACACAUAAGCAAAUAAAUGACUCUGUUCAUCUGAUGCAUUUCAUUAUGUGCAAACUCCAGACUGAAGGAGAACGUCCCUUGCUUCAAAACACCCAAGUGAUUAUGGCUUUACCUCCUAACUUCUCCUGAUAAAUGUUAAUUUUUUCAAUUCAUGUAGAAUUAUUUGCCAACCAUUUGGUGUAUUUGAAAAAUAGUUUCUAUCCUCUCCUGAGAGGAAGGUUUGGUUUGAGAGUUCUUAAUGACUACUUGCAUCAGGACUCUGACCUGACAUAAGAAACUGAUCCUCCACAUGGUGGUGCACAUCUGUAAUCCCAGCACUCAGGAGACUGAGCCAGGAGGAUCACCAUGAGUUCAAGGUCAGCCUGGACUACAUACCGAGACCGUAUCUAAAAGAAAAAAUGUAUUCCAGGACAAAACUACUUGGUUGUGCUCUUUAAAAAUAUCCUUAAAGGGCCAGGGAUUUAGCUCAAUGGUUCUGCCACCUGCCUCACAAGCACAAGGUCCUAAGUUCAAUCCCCAGUACCCAAAAAAAAAUCCUUAACGUCACAGAGAUAAAUGUUUAUGCUGUUGGCCACAAACACAGGGAAUUGUGUGGGUGCCCUGUACAGAGCCACUGUUUCUAUGGAGACACUUCCCAGCAUGCUGUGCUUUCUCUCCCCAGCUGGAGUCUACCCGCACCUCUCUUGCCCUUACUCCCUGACUGCUGCCACUGAUAUUGGGAUUGACCAUGGAAUACACAUCCACCACCGCACUUGGCCCAUAAUCACCAUUCAUAAAAGCAAAAUGACAUCAAGUAGUGAAUUGAGAGGAAAUCUGAAUUCAGUACCUGUACCCCUAAAUGCUUUGAUCUAUACACCAUUCCUUUGUCUGUCUGCUCUUCAGCCCACCCUGGUCUGUUGUGUGCCACUGGGUGACUGUGUUUUCCAGGCUUCCUUGUCACUUGUUCUCACAUAGGUUUGGCCACUAAGAGGCACUUGCACUGAAAAGGAGAAGCCAACCUAUUUCUCCCCCUUUCUCUUCUUGGGAGGAAGAGGAUACAUCUCUAGCAGGGGCUGCUGCUUGUCUGUUUCCAGCUCCCAUCAGUUUCUGGGCCAUGGCCCCACAUCCAGUCUUCCUACUCCACGAGGUCCAACUCCUACUAAGUGGCCUGUGUUUCUGAUCUCCAGGGAGGGCACCUCCUUUCUCAAUCCUUCCUUCUCUAGGGAUGUAGCAGCUGCCUGUAGUUGCUAAUCUCUGGCUUUCUCUGCCUUUCCCUAUUUGCCCUCUCCAGGUUUCUAAACCCUGUAUAUUAAUUCCUCUGUCAAAUUCCCUUUAUUGGUUUCAUUUUCCAGGCUGGACCCUGAUGGAUAACCUAUUUCAAAAGCAAUGUACAGAAUCAUGGUUCUAAAUCCUGCUUCCUAAAGGAACUAUGUUUGUUUUCUUCCUUCAUUCUUUGAAAGAAUUUCAGAAUGAUACCCUUCCCUGUGUCUUCUUUUCCUGAUAUUUUGUACUACUUGAGGUAAGAUUAUUUCCAUAAUAUAAUCAGCAAUCAAAAAUCUAAGUGUGCCCCAUAUUAUAAAGAUUUUAGCUAUUCCUAAAUUAGUCUACAGAUUUGAUGUAAUUCCUGUCAAAAAAUUAACAGGGUUUUUUUUUAAAGUGGAAAUUGAAAAUUCAUUCCAGAAUUUCUAUGGAAAUGCAAAGGGCCAGGAAUGGCCAAAACAAGGCAGGAGACCUUUUCCACCAGAUAGCAAGACUUAUUGAGAAGAUAUGAUAUAGAGAAAUUGAGGUACUGCUCCAAGGAACAAAAAGACCAAUAAAAUGGAGAGUGUCAAUGUUCUGGGAGUAUCCAAAACACAUCAAAGCAGAUAUGGACUCUAGAUGUUUUUUCAAAGUGGCAGUGAAAGACAGGAGGGAAGGAUGGACACUUCAACCAAAACUUCCCAGAACGACUGGUAAAGAAUGUGACUGUACCCCGACCUUACACCACCUUUAUUCUGAGCUCUGGUUCCUAAAGAAAACAUUGAUUUUUCUCCUUCAUCCUGCUUUGAAAGAAUUUCUGAGGAAUGCUCCCCCUGAUAGCCUUUUUUCCCCCGUGGUACAAAAAAAUUUAAAUGUGAAAGGCAAAAAUCAUAGAAAGUUAAGAAAAAACGAAAAUUAAAAAAAGAAAAGCUGAGUCUAAAUGUGGUAGGUCCAGGGCUGCCUUUUUUUGUCUCCUUCCCCCAUUCAAUAGCAAUAAUGAAAAGAUCUUUCCUAUAUCAUGGUUGGUCUUGAAGAAUAAAAACCUCCACCAGGUACAAUCUGUGAAGCCACAAGAUGAUGUUAACAUUGUUUAACACUAUGCUUUCAAGGGAAUGAGAAGACAGAGAACAUACAGGAAAACUGGAAUGCAGAUGCUUGAGGAAGGUGACAGGUUUUUUUGAGGCAGGGUCUCCCUUUGUAGUUCAGGCUGGCCCUGAACUCACUAUGUAGCCCAGGCUGUCCUCAAACUUUCGGCAAUCCUCUUGCGUCAGCCUCUGGGGUGCUGGGAUUACAGGCAUGUGCCACCAUGCCCAGUUUGGAAGGUGACAGUUUUAAAGAAUCUUUUAAGCAGAGGGUUUUUUUUUUUUGUAUUGGGGAUUGAACUCAGGACCUUGUGCUUUCCAGUCAGGCGAGGUGCCACUGAGCUGCCUCCCCGGCCCCUUUUAAGCAGAGAUUGUAAACUAUUAAGGAACCAUUGGAAUCAAUGCACUUGAAAGAGCAGUUAGAACCCUUAUAUAAUUUGUUUUUGGUACAGGGGAUCGAACUCGGGACCUUGCGCUUGUGAGGCAGGCAAUGGAACCACUGAGCUAAAUCCCUGGCCCUCCCUUAUAUAAUUUUAACAGUGGAGGAAGACCCUGUCACAGAGUUGUCAAAGAAGGGCCUCACUUGACAUCUUCUUUUUGGUACUCACUGUUUUCAAGUAAAGACUUUUUGUGCCCAAAAUAUUCUUUUUUGUUUGAUUUGAAAGAAUUUCAGAUUUCAGAAAAAAAUGUAAAAAUAGUAUAAAAUUUUCCAUAUGCUGUUUAUCCCAAUUGUCCAAAUGUUAACAAUGGCUUAGCAUUGUCCCUAACUAUAUAUUUUUAAAUAAAUUUGAGAGUAAGUGGUAUAUAUUUACGUAUAGAGACCUUGGUGUACAUUUUGCAAAAGCAAGGACAUUGUUUUACAUGACCACAGUACUAAUUUUCAAAAUCAGCAAACCAAAAAAAAAAAAAAAAAAAA
Messenger RNA from Heterocephalus glaber (naked mole-rat), 6329 nucleotides. The record is from RefSeq and is a predicted model, not a curated record. NCBI's taxonomy places the organism in Eukaryota, Metazoa, Chordata, Mammalia, Rodentia, Bathyergidae.